GAUGAUUUGCUUACUUGGAGCAGGACUGAGUUUGGAGCGGGUACUGUGAAAUGUGUAACCAUGAUGUUGCCUGGAUAAUCAGCGGAGGACGUUAGGAGACAGAGACCUACAACCAGCUGAAGGCAAGCGAAGCAGGCAGGACAGCCACACCUCAUGCACGGCCUCAGCAAAGGUCCGAGUGGAUACGGGUCUGACAAACAUGGGUGUGCUCCAGCUCCACAAUCCCACUCACCCCAGCACGCUUCUGCAGCGGGCCAAUCAGAUGCGCCUGUCCGGCACUUUGUGUGAUGUCAUUAUCACGGUGGACGGCCAGGAGUUCCCGGCGCACCGCACCGUCCUGGCCUGCACCAGCAAAAUGUUCGAGAUCUUGUUCCACCGCAGCAGCCUGCGCUACGCCCUGGACUUCCUGUCCCCCAAGACCUUCCAGCAGAUCCUGGAGUACGCCUACACCGCCUCACUCCAGGCCACAGCCGAGGACCUGGAUGACCUGCUGUACGCAGCGGAGAUCCUGGAGAUCGAGUACCUGGAGGAGCAGUGCCUGAAGGUGCUCGAGACCAUCCAGGCAGAGGAGAGCGAGGAGGUGGCGGUGAGGAAUCACAGCUCCGGAGACCACAGUGACCACAACCGGGCCAGGCACUGGAGGCACAUGUUGAUGUCCAAGAAGCAUUCCAUACAGGAUGGACCCAACCGCACCACUCCCACUGCUCUACACCACCUGGCGCUGUACCACAUGACAGAGAGGAGUUCUCCUGGUCCAGAGCCUGAGGCGGCUCCUGAACUGAGCCCCAAGCUGGACACGGAGGUCGACAUGGAGAGUUCCCAGCAGCCUCAGCACCGCAGUGCAGAGUUAUCCCAGGCUUCAUCCCUGGAUCCUGUCAGAAGUAUUAAAUCUGAGAAUAUGCAGGUGGAUGAUGCCAAUGGCUGUGAGGGCAGGUCCUCAAGCACCGGAGAGGGAAGCUGCAUGUCAGACCAGCCCAGAGAUGAGGGCCCUGGGACGCCUCUGAGAGGCAGCGUGAUCACCAGCGCUCGAGAGCUGCACACAGGUCCCGAAGACGGAGGACAAGUGGUGGGCAACUCUCUUGACUGUUUCCCCGGGAUCGCUGAGAAACAUCUGGCCUCCAUAUACUCUGUGCCCUCCAACAACACAGGGGAGGGGAUGCUGCCAGUGUCCGUUUCAGUGGCCCCGUCACUGGGCGUGCCGCUGGACCCGAGGGCCUACAGCGGCCUGCUGCACCAGGGCUUGCUGCACAGGGAACUCCUGAGCAGGCUGGGCCAGUUUGCGGCAGGGAUGAGGCACGAGGGCCAGGCUCAAAGCCAGCAGUGUUGUGGCGAGUGUGGGCUUCAGCUGCACAGCAGGCAGGCCAUGGAGCAGCACAGGAGGCUGCAUAACGAGGAGAAGGGCCACGGCUGUGAAUACUGUGGCAAACACUUCCAGGACAGCAUGCGACUACGGAUGCACAUGCUGUCUCACACAGCUCCUGCAGAGGCGCUGGUGUGUGAUCAGUGUGGAGCAACAUUCUCCUCAGAGGAUGCUCUGGAAGCCCACAGGCAAACACACACAGGGACUGACAUGGCGGUGUUCUGUCUGCUGUGUGCAAAGCGCUUCCAGACCCAGAAGGCCCUGCAGCAGCACAUGGAGGUCCAUGCAGGCAUGCACAGCUACAUCUGUAGCCACUGUGAGCGCCCCUUCCCCAGCCACACUACCCUCAAAAGACACUUGCGCUCGCACACGGGCGAUCACCCGUUUGAGUGUGAAUUCUGCGGGAGCUGUUUCAGAGACGACGGCACGCUGAGGGGCCAUAAACGCAUCCACACAGGAGAGAAGCCUUAUGAGUGCAACGGCUGUGGGAAGAGGUUCAGCCUAAAACACCAGCUAGAAACACACUACCGUGUACAUACAGGUGAGAAGCCAUUCGAGUGUAAGCUGUGUCACCAGCGGUCCAGAGACUACUCGGCUAUGAUCAAGCACCUGCGCACUCACAACGGAGCGUCUCCGUACCAGUGCACCAUCUGCCAGGACUUCUGCCCGAGCCUGGCCGCCAUGCAGAAGCACAUGAAGGGCCACAAACCGGAGGACGUGCCGGCGGACUGGAGGAUAGAAAAGACUUACCUGUACGUCUGUUACGUCUGAGCAGGACUUGGACCCCAUGCACAGUCUGACACGCGUGCGCACACACACACACGCACACACACACACGCACACACACACACAGAGUCACUGUCGGGUGAAAACCUCGUAAACUCCAGUGUUGGUGAUUUUCAAAACUCCUUUUGAAUAAACUGAAAAAUGCAUUGUGGGAAGUUGUCAUUCUGGCAAGUGCAAGGUUUUUACCUGACGACAAAGACAUGCAAGCACGAAUACAAAUGUGUGUACACACUACACUAGGGCUGCUACUAAUGAUUGGUUUCAUUAUCAGUGAGAUUAUUUUUUACUACUAAGUGAUAAAUCUGGAAAGUCUGGAAAAUGUCAAAAAAUAGUCACAUUUUGGUGACAAGGUGACAUCUUCAAAUAGGUAGUUUUGCCCGACCAACAGCCCAGUCCAAAGAGAUUCAGUUAAUAAUGAUAUAAAACAGAGAAAAACAGCAAAUUCUAACAUUUUGAGAAGCAGGAAACCCAAAAUAUUAAACGUUUUCCCCCCCAAAAAUGACUUAAACGAUUACUAAAAUCGUUGACAACUAGUUUCUCUGAUUUACUGUUUCAGCCCUAGUGCACACAGACAUACACAGACACACAUUCUCCCUCCCUCGCACACACACAGUUUUGAUAAUAACUGUAUCUCUAAUGGAUCCACUGUGGUUAAAAUCAAUGCCACAAUGGCCGCGACUGCUGACCUGUAUGUGUAGCAGGAGCUUUUUUUGAUUGAUUGCUAAACCAUCAGGCAACCUGAGUCAUCUUCUAUGAUUGUGCAGUAGAUGUUGAAAAUAAUUCCACGAAAGCUUGAUUGGCUGAACUUUGCAACAUUUUCUCUCCUAAAUUCCUGUGACUUCUCAAGUUUUUUUGUUUUUUUUCUGCUGUUGGAUUUUUAUUUUGGAGUUGUUUAUUUUCUGCAUGUUUUACUUGAAUGGCUGCCACGUUUUGACCUCAUAAGCUUGAUCUCUUUAAUUGCCUUGUCUUUCUUGCAGUGGGUGUUAUUGUUUCGAGGUAGCUGGCUUACAAUUUGAGUUUCUCUUGCAAUGUAAUAGGUUUUGCUAUUUAUAUGUUGUUUAUUUGUUACCAAAUAUGUGCUGGUUUUCAUCACACAGUCGGUGUCUCUUGGGAUGAUUUCUAGUAGAGCGAGCUCUACCUCUCCUCACUUUUCACUGUUUGUUUUAAACCUACUGCAAACUAUUCGUCCAUUUAGUUGUUUUAAUUUUCUAACAAAUACAUCAGAAUUUAAAUGGUCAAACAGUGUGUAAAAAAUGCGAACAGCCUCAACAUGGCUUUUACGUGUAGUUUUUUAUCACUAACUAUAUAUAGAUGUCUUAUAAAAUCACAGAAUCAGAAUUUUCUAGGAGAAAAUUGAAGAAAACAUGAAAAGAAGUUGUUUUGUUUUUUUACAAAACCUGAAAAAGAAAAUUCUGACAUUGAAUCACUAUGAGCAGGUUAUUGUCAGUUAUAGUGUAGCUGUAAUGUACAAACUGUCAUGGUAUGUUAUUCCCUUAUGUGAGCCUAACACAGGCCUUAUAGAUUUAAACAUGUUGUAUUUUUGUAUUACAGUAAUUUGCUAUCUGUUUACAUUUGGUAUGAUUUGAGAAACAUCUUAAAUGUGUGUGUUUUAUAAGUCUCUGAUUUGAUUAAGAUCCCUCCCUUGUGCCUCUUUUAUAAGUAGAGCAUUGAUGUGCUUGAGUACAUGGGUCUGUGCUAUUGGUAGUUGUUUCUGGGUGUUUGUUUAUUGUUACUUAAUUAAAGAUAGACUGCCAUGUAGAUCCACUUUGUCUGAAAAUUGCAACUGGAAGCAACAUACUGUGAUAGUGGCUGAUACUCUGAGACAAGCGUGUACUUUUACAUUAAAAAUUGCUUGGAACGUGCAUCAAAUUGUUCCCUUCAAAAGUGACAAUGGACUGAGAUCUUUGGAAGAAAACCGUGUGUAUAGCAAAUCUUGGCGUCUGUGGGCAUUACCAAUGCCUUCUUAAGUAGCCAACAACACUCAGUGCCAUGAAAACACACAUUCACUGUAUCUAUUCUACAUGAACAUGCACUAUAAAUGGAUUUCCUUGGUGGACCAAAAGAAAUAGAGCACUUUUGUUUGAAAAGGGUUUUUCUUUGAUCUUUCUAUGUUGUGAUAAUGCAGAUGUCCUUUUAUUUGAUGUGUCCUAGAAGGAUGUGAUUAGCAUUGUUUAGAUUAUGUCAAUGUCUGUCUACCUCAGGGCCAGAUCAAAGCUCGACCUGGUAUCCAAUCAGGGUUGUUCUUCUUGCCAUGUGUGCAGUAAAAUCCCUCUUCAUUACAGCUUUGUAACACAGUGUGUGAAAGUGUUUUCUCAGUGUGGAUUCAGGCACAACUCUGUAUGCGUCAGUGUUCGGUGGCAUGGUUAAAAAAAGAAUAAAACAAGUUACUAUUUUA
Messenger RNA from Dicentrarchus labrax (European seabass), 4541 nucleotides. RefSeq names its product zinc finger and BTB domain containing 16b (gene zbtb16b). NCBI's taxonomy places the organism in Eukaryota, Metazoa, Chordata, Actinopteri, Moronidae. Bases 200 to 2131 code for a protein of 643 amino acids. Gene Ontology annotation, biological process: regulation of immune system process; regulation of cytokine production; negative regulation of transcription by RNA polymerase II. Gene Ontology annotation, molecular function: protein binding. The transcript is spliced from 7 exons. The record is from RefSeq and is a predicted model, not a curated record.